Molecule: messenger RNA, 4531 nt
Organism: Pseudophryne corroboree (corroboree frog)
Lineage: Eukaryota; Metazoa; Chordata; Amphibia; Anura; Myobatrachidae
Gene: RBPJ
Product: recombination signal binding protein for immunoglobulin kappa J region
Exons: 11
Coding region: 63-1544 (493 amino acids)
Biological process (GO): Notch signaling pathway; regulation of transcription by RNA polymerase II
Cellular component (GO): nucleus; MAML1-RBP-Jkappa- ICN1 complex
Molecular function (GO): RNA polymerase II cis-regulatory region sequence-specific DNA binding; DNA-binding transcription activator activity, RNA polymerase II-specific
Source: RefSeq, a predicted model, not a curated record
CGUUCUACCGACAACAGCCUGGUUCUCGCGAGGUUUGGAGUUUUGGCGAGAGUUUGUGGAAGAUGGCGCCUGUUGUGACAGGGAAGUUUGGGGAGCGGCCACAACCCAAACGUCUCACAAGGGAAGCAAUGCGGAAUUAUUUAAAAGAGCGGGGUGAUCAGACCGUACUCAUCCUCCAUGCUAAAGUUGCACAGAAGUCUUAUGGCAAUGAAAAAAGGUUUUUUUGCCCUCCUCCCUGUGUGUAUCUCAUGGGUAGUGGAUGGAAGAAAAAGAAAGAACAGAUGGAGAGAGAUGGCUGCUCGGAGCAGGAGUCUCAGCCGUGUGCCUUCAUCGGCAUUGGGAACAGUGAGCAAGAGAUGCAGCAGCUGAACUUGGAAGGAAAGAAUUAUUGCACUGCCAAAACCCUGUACAUAUCAGAUUCGGACAAGAGAAAGCACUUCAUGUUAUCAGUGAAAAUGUUCUAUGGCAAUAGUGACGACAUUGGUGUGUUCCUAAGCAAACGUAUCAAGGUCAUCUCAAAGCCAUCUAAAAAGAAGCAGUCACUGAAAAAUGCAGACCAUCUCUUAUCUGUUCCAGUAUGUAUUGCAUCAGGGACAAAAGUGGCACUAUUUAACCGGCUGCGAUCUCAGACGGUUAGUACAAGAUAUUUGCACGUAGAAGGUGGAAACUUUCAUGCCAGUUCGCAACAGUGGGGAGCAUUUUUCAUCCAUCUUUUGGAUGAUGAAGAGUCGGAAGGAGAGGAAUUCACUGUGCGUGAUGGUUACAUUCAUUACGGGCAGACAGUAAAACUUGUGUGUUCUGUUACUGGCAUGGCACUCCCCAGACUGAUUAUCCGGAAGGUGGAUAAACAGACAGCAUUAUUAGAUGCAGAUGAUCCAGUCUCCCAGCUCCAUAAAUGUGCGUUCUACCUGAAGGAUACAGAGAGAAUGUACUUGUGCCUUUCUCAGGAACGAAUAAUCCAGUUUCAAGCCACUCCAUGUCCCAAAGAGCCAAACAAAGAGAUGAUAAACGAUGGUGCAUCAUGGACAAUCAUUAGCACGGACAAGGCAGAAUACACGUUCUAUGAAGGCAUGGGACCAGUCCACGCACCGGUGACUCCCGUCCCUGUUGUAGAAAGCCUUCAGCUGAAUGGAGGUGGAGAUGUAGCAAUGUUGGAGCUCACAGGACAGAACUUCACUCCAAAUUUGCGAGUUUGGUUUGGGGAUGUGGAGGCAGAGACCAUGUACAGGUGUGCAGAGAGCAUGUUGUGCGUCGUUCCUGAUAUAUCUGCGUUCCGAGAGGGCUGGAGGUGGGUGCGCCAGCCGGUGCAGGUGCCAGUAACUUUGGUCCGGAAUGAUGGCAUAAUCUAUUCAACCAGCCUUACUUUCACGUACACCCCAGAGCCUGGACCUCGACCCCAUUGUAGCGCAGCUGGAGCAAUCCUACGAGCCAACUCAAGCCUCCUGGCCUCCAGUGAUUCCAGCACGAACAGCGAGGGAAGUUACACAAACAUCAGCACAAACCCAACCAACGUCACAUCAUCCACGGCAGCAGUAGUGUCCUAACCACAAACUCUUGUAUCUGGACUUCAGCUGACUUUAUUUUUUAUGGGUUUUUUUUUUUACAUGGAAGGACAUGUAUAAUGAACUUUAUAUUUUUGACUUAGUUUUUAUAUUUUUAUUUGUUUUAUUUUAUUUUAAGCUUUUGUGAGAAAACAUUUUCUCCAUAUUUGUUCAUAUCGCCUGAACCUUUUGAACUGCAAGUGCCGAGUUAAUUUAAAAAAAAAAAAAAAAUUGAAGCCACAAUAAUGAAAUGGGGAAAAUGUAUGUAAAUGUAAAAACACCACUGAAAAUCUAUUUUUAGCCGUAUUUUUUAUUUAAGUCAAAAAAAUGGCCAGAAAUAGAGACUGUGGCUUGGAGGUGAAACCUUCAGCAAAAGUAGAAUGCAUGAACAUAACCUAGUUUUUAUGGACCAAGAAACUUGUAUAAGCUUUAGUAAAAGGUACAUUUUUACCAUACCUUUUUAUAUCAUAACAUAUAGUACACUUUUGUUACCAAAUAGUUUAUUUUAUUUUAUUAUUUCUCUCUAAAAGUAUAUACAGGUUCAAAACCUGGAAAUACUUGUGUAAUGUAAUUGUCAUACUCUUCCAGUUACAAAUAACAAUGGUCAACAGCUGGAACUUUUUUUAAACAUUUUCUUUUUUAUUUAAACUGAAAUCUUUUAUUUCAGCAUGAUAAACCAUGUAAAGGCCAGCUUCUUUUUUAUUUUAUUUUUAUUUUUAGAUAAUAUGAAGUCUGUGCAAAAAGCUUUAAAAAAAAAAUGCCUCUACCUUGCCUGCAAUACAAACUGUGUGUGGAUAGUGUUCUCUAUUCAGUCGUUGUCUGGUAUAUCCAGCUCUUUGUUGUUAAAUGUAGUUUAGAAGCAGUGAACUUGUUGUUAUCCAGCUGUUGCUAUACAGCAUCUUCCACGGUCUGUAAUGAAGCCGAUGGGUGUAAUGUUCAAAGAGCAACAACUGAAGAGCUACAGGUACACUUGAUCUUCACUGAUAUAUGUAAAUAUAUGUAUAUGUAUGUUUCCUUGUAGCCGCUUCAUCGGCAAGAGUCCAUAGCGGUUCUCUUCAAUGAAGAUGCUAUUGUAUUUAUAGAGACUAUUUAUGGUCCUAACAUACCCGAAAAACAUCCAUUCAGAACAUGGCAUUUAAACAGUCCUUCAUAUCCUGCAACUCCAGGCGUCAAAUACGGAUAUUUUAUUUAAGUCUUUUUUUUUUUUUUAAACAAAAUUAAUUUUUAUGUUUGAGGUUCAGGUUUUGCUUUUGUUUUUUUUAGAAUCUUGUACAUAACAUGUAUUACGUGUAAGUUAAGUGUUUUCUUACUGUUUUUUUUUAAUUAUUUUUAUUAUUGAAUUGUUCCCUAUGGCUUAUGUUGCUAUUUAUCGCCUUAUUGGCACUGGGCUUUGGGAUUGAGAGACCUGUUCAGUGAACCAAUGUAACCGAAGGCAAAAAUGAACCAGCUACCAAAUAUCUGUCUCUACACUGUUUAAAGUGCGCCUCAUUGUCUACAGUGGAGGCAGCCAUUUUGUGUGCCGAGCCCAUAUUCAUGAGAAUACAGUUUACCCUUUCAUUAAGAGUCAGUGAAGUCCCAAGUCGCUGCUACUUAGUAGAUUGAUGAAUUGUAGUGCGUUCUAAGCUGGAUGCCACCACUGCCAGUAGGCAAUAGGCACACUUUAAGUGGUAAUCUGUACAUGUUAAAGUAACCUCUGUUCUUUGUCACUGUUAAAGGGUUACUAAACCUAACAUAAGGUAUUCAUGAAGUUACCCAUGCCAUAGACAGAACAUGAAAUGUUUACUAUUGCAAGUGUUCCUUUGUGCAUAUUCACUAAUAUAGUUGCAAGUUUUCACUGUGCAGUAACCCAUGGCAACCUAACAGACAUUUGUUGAAGAAAUCGGAUUACAGUUUGUUUGCUAUGGCUUCCUGCAUUGCGGAGCUUUGGAGAAUAACCCCCAUUGUUUUGCUUAGUUCAACAUUAUGCUCGCUAUGCUAUUGUGUGUGUACAGAUGUGUUCUCUUAAGCCCAGUACACACUACAGAGAUGUGUGCUGAGCGAUCUGUCUCAGACUGCUCAGAACACAUCUCUCCCCUCCGCUCAGCACAGCGUGAUGUGUGCUGAACCAGGGGACGGGGGGGCCGCUCAUUUCACCUAGCGGGUGAAAUGAGUGAUGUGCUAGAUUGUGCCUGCAUGCAGGCCAAUCUAGCAGCGGCGAUAGCAAUGCGCUAUCGCUGUGGUGCAUACACACCAGAGAUCCGUGCUUAAAAUUUAUGCAAUCUAGUCGGAAUGCUUAGAUUUUAAGAACGGAUCUCUCCAUGUGUACCCCCCUUUACACCUCUCCCUUUUUGCUUCAUGUGGCACAAAAUGCUUAGCACAGCAAAGACGCUCCACCACGCAUAGCAGUUUUUUGGGGGGUUUUUUGCUGCAAAAAAAUUUGAUUUAAAGUAGCAGAUCUCAAGAAAAAUCACAAGGCGUGAGUGUGACACAGAUUCCAAUGCAUAGCUAAUUUGGCCAUACAGCUUAAAUGGGGACAGGUAUAUGUGGACACAACUAACUAUCUCUCUCUCUCUCUCUCUCUCUCUCUCUCUCUCUCUCUCAUAUAUAUAUAUAUAUAAUUACUAUGUAAGGGAACUUGCGGUUUAGGUUUAGUGGCCCUUAAUGACCCACUCAAAGUAAUUUUCCCAACUGUACAUGAUUCUGACAUCUUGUAACCGAGGUUGGUAUUCCCGAAUAUUACUCAUCCCACCUACACAAGGUACAUUUUUUAUUAUCCCUAAUGUUACAGCCAAUAGAAUGGAACGGACAGAAAUAUAGGCAUGAUAAUUUCAUGCCCACAACAUGGAAGCGAUAAUACUACUUGUCAUUUCACUUUGUCAGAGGCUGAUAUGAAAUUAGUUUCAUACAUUGUAAAAUAUAUCUUUUUCUCUAUCGUCCUAGUGGAUGCUGGGGUUCCUGAAAGGACCAUGGGGAAUAGCGGCUCCGCAGGAGACAGGGCACAAAAGUAAAGC